UGGGGCGGUGACGUCACAAGUAUGCGGCGGGUGGUGACGUCACUGGAACGCUGCCGCAAAGUGUCAUGGCGGCGUGCGUGUCCGCAGUACUCUCCUUAAAAGUAGAAAUGAUUUCUUCCAUUUUCCCCAUUAAGACCAUGUUACAAGUACAACUUAUUUCCCAUUAAGACCAUGUUUGUUUCUUCCGCCUGGUGUUUCGGUCACCUUACGGCUAAAGAAGGCUUCUCAUUUUUGUGUUUUUGACCACAUCAGACGUGGAUUUUCUUUCGACGAAGGUGGAAGUUUCCAGAAGGUUACAUUUCACUUCUUCAGUUUCCAGAAGAUAUGAUGAUGAUUUCUUUGUUGGUGCGCCGAGUUGGCCGCCUCGUGCACCCAGCCCUACUUCCGGCUACAAGCCCCGCCCCCCUGUUCACCUGCAGGACGUUGGCCUCCAAGCAGGUCAAAGGUGACCGGAAGGAGCAGAGGCCAAAGGUCAACAGGAACAAACCGGAAGUAGAAAUCUGGCAGAGGAUGACGGUGGAGGCGCUCGCUCGCGCCAUGGACCGAGACCUUGAUCACAUAGUGGAGGCGCUGCUGAAUACGUCGCUGGAUGUGGACUGUCUGCAGCCAGACUCGGUUCUGGACGAGAGGUGGAUCAAAGAGGUGGUGACGCGCUCAGGAAUGAAGUUCCGAUGGGCCAAACUGACGGAGAGUCAAGAAAGAGAGGACAGAGACGCCGUGCCACGACCUCCGGCGGACCAGAGCAGAAUGGUGCAGCGCCCCCCAGUGGUGACAAUCAUGGGUCACGUGGACCACGGCAAGACCACACUGCUGGAUAGUCUGAGGAAAAGCCAGAUUGCUGCCAAGGAGGCCGGCGGCAUCACGCAGCACAUCGGAGCCUUCCGAGUGGAGUUGCCCACAGGUGAGACCAUCACCUUCCUGGACACGCCCGGCCAUGCCGCCUUCUCCGCCAUGAGGGCGCGUGGAGCCCACGCCACAGACAUAGUCAUCCUGGUGGUGGCGGCCGACGACGGCGUGAUGAAACAGACGGUGGAAUCCAUCCAGCACGCCAAGCGAGCCGCAGUUCCCAUCAUCGUGGCAGUCAACAAGUGCGACAAGCCUCAGGCCGACCCUCAGAGGGUCAAACGGGAACUCCUGGCUCACGAUGUGGUCUGCGAGGAGUUGGGAGGAGACGUUCAGGCCAUCCACGUCUCCGCCCUUAAGGGGGACAACCUGCUGGCUCUGGUGGAGGCCACGGUGGCCCUGGCAGAGGUGCUGGAGCUGAAGGCAGAGCCUGAUGGCCCGGUGGAGGGCGUGGUCAUCGAGAGUCGCACAGACAAAGGCAAAGGUCCCGCCACGACUGCCAUCGUCCAGCGGGGGGCACUGAAGCGAGGCUGUAUCCUGGUGGCAGGGAAGACUUGGGCAAAGGUGCGCUACUUGUUUGACGAGAAGGGCCGAGCGGUCAAAGAGGCGGGGCCAAGCAUGGCGAUAGAGGUGAUUGGCUGGAAGGAUCUUCCGUCUGCCGGCGAUUCCAUCUUGGAGGUGGAGUCUGAGCAGCGAGCCAGGGAGGUGGUGGACUGGAGGAACCAAGAGGCGGAGCUUCAGAGGAUGAGGGUGGAGCAAAGUUCCAUCCAGGUGAAACAGAAAGAACACCUGGAUGAGUACAGGAAGCAGAGGGAGAGUGUGGCCCACCUCCACUGGCGCCAGAGGACUUCCCUCCAUUACCUAAACACCAAGGGCAAGCUGAGGCCCAGCGAGAAGACGUCCCACGCCGACCUCAGCCUGCCGCUCAUCAUCAAAGCUGAUGUGGACGGCUCUUUGGAGGCCAUCUUGAGUGUUGUGGACACCUACGACGCUCAGGACCAGUGUGGACUGGCGGUGGUUCACUCUGGCAUCGGCGACGUCUCCGAAAAUGACCUCAACAUGGCGGUGACUUUUGGAGGCAGCGUGUACGGCUUCAACGUGGCGGCCGGCAAGUAUGUCCGGCAGAUGGCGGAGAGGCAGAGUGUCCCGCUGAGGCUCAACACUGUCAUCUACCAGCUGGUGGAGCAGCUGAAGGCGGAGCUUAACAGCAAGUUGCCGUCACUCCUACAACACAACACUGUGAGGCGGCGGUGCUGGCCGUGUUCCAUGUGACGCAGGGCAAGAAGAAGUUGCCGGUGGCCGGCUGUCGCGUUCACAAAGGUCAGCUUGAUCGCAAGUUCCGCUUCCGUCUGCUUCGAGGCGGAGAGACGCUGUGGGAAGGUGAGUAGAGCGUCCUUCAAAAUAAAAGCACAGUCAGUUGACAAGUGUUGCUGUGCUUGUUCUCUGGAGAGUGUCCUUCAAAAUAAAAGCACAGUCAGGUGACAAGUGUUGCUGUGCUGGUUCUCUGGAGAGUGUCCUUCAAAAUAAAAGCACAGUCAGUUGACAAGUGUUGCUGCGCAGGUUCUCUGGAGAGUGUCCUUCAAAAUAAAAGCACAGUCAGUUGACAAGUGUUGCUGCGCAGGUUCUCUGGUGGCGUUGAAGCACCACAAAGACGAGGUGGGCGUGGCGAAGGCGGGAAUGGAGUGCGGCCUGUCGCUGGACUCUGACGUGGUGUUCAACGUCGGCGAUGUCAUCCAAUGUUUGGAGGAGCUGGACGUGCCGCAGGUAACCA
Messenger RNA from Nerophis lumbriciformis (worm pipefish), 2614 nucleotides. RefSeq names its product mitochondrial translational initiation factor 2 (gene mtif2). Gene Ontology annotation, cellular component: cytoplasm. Gene Ontology annotation, molecular function: GTPase activity; GTP binding; translation initiation factor activity. Gene Ontology annotation, biological process: translational initiation. Lineage: Eukaryota; Metazoa; Chordata; Actinopteri; Syngnathiformes; Syngnathidae. The record is from RefSeq and is a predicted model, not a curated record.